UAGCUAGCUGUUUGGUCAAUUAUGUAGUCAAAGCUAUGAGAGGAACUUUUGAGAUGUGAUGUUGGAUGAUUAGUAACAGUGUACAACAGAUCCUAAACUGGUUGCAUACGUGUAAAUACGCUGGUACAGUUAAGCAGAUUGGGCGACUUGUGUCCCAAUUUGCAGCUCUGAGAUGGCCAGUCAUUUCCGCAGCUACAUCUGGGACCCAAUCCUCAUUGUGUCUCAGAUAGUACUGAUGCAGUGCAUCUACUACAGUUUCCUGGGUUUGUGGUUGGCUGGAGUGGACAGUCUUGUGCAAACCAAUAGGUCAUUGGACCAGAUCUUCAGCUAUGAGGUGCUUGGGUUUGCAACAAUGCAGGGCAGGCUGUCAAUGAUGGCAUUCAUCUUGAAUUCACUUACCUGUGCCCUUGGUCUGUGGUUUUUCAUCCGUCGCGGAAAGCAGUGUCUUGAUUUCACUGUCACUGUGCACUUCUUUCAUAUGAUUGGCUGUUGGAUCUAUAAUGCACAUCUCCCAGCAGCCCUUUCCUGGUGGCUGGUCAAUGUAGCCUGCAUGGCUUUGAUGGCGGUGAUUGGAGAGUACCUGUGCAUGCGGACUGAGCUCAGGGCUAUUCCUGUCAACAGUGGACCCAAGUCGAAUCUUUGACCUCCACCUGAACCAAUUCUGGCACAUAUUUCAUCCUGGGAACUUUUCAACCGACCGACAGGAAUUGGAAUGAUGAAUACCCAAACUAGUGAUGGGAAGCAAUUGAUUUAAGUAGUGGAAGAUUUGAAAAGAAUCCCCUAUCAAUGGAUCUUGAUGUGACUUUUAACCUUUUCAACUUAAAGGUUAUGUAUAGGCCUAUUUAUUUUUUAUUUGAACCGAUUGGAAAGCAGACUUAAGUGUGGAAUGAACCUAAACUAUUUAGAUGGCUUCUUGUCUACCAUAAGGGGUUUUGAUUGUCAAUUAAGAUGGUUGAAUGCUAAAUAUCAAACAUGUUUUGUUGUUCUCUACACUUAUUAACACAUCGUUUACACAUUAUUUAAUCGUUUUUCUUUUGUUCGCUAAAUCGUUUAAUUCUUCAAAUGGUAGAAUGUUAACUUGAUAAGCAAGUAACAUGCAGGAUUUUCAUUCAGUCUUAAACCAUGGUAUAACAGGCAGGUGGUUUGCAUGCAUUGCAUUGUUACAGUCACGCAUCAAGUUCACACCAGUUUAUUAGUGUUUUAUCGCUAUGCAUGGUAUGCUAUACUAUGCAGAACAGAUGGCCACUCUGAGCAUUUGUCAGCCAUCAGCAGUGUUCUGACAGGAUGCUGUCACUGUGCAUCUGUCCUUAAGCUUUCUAUGGAGAACUCCCAUGUAAACUGAUGAAAACUUGUCAUGGUGUAAAUAUGUCUUAUUUUCAUCUGUUACCUUGAUUUGUUUAAAAUCUGGAUAAUGCGGUGUUGUGUUUGCAAACCCUUUCUAAGGGAUGGGCUAUUUGUUUUAAGUCUCGUCAGUAAAUUUGAUUACAUUGCACAUGCUUCACUACUGGACAUUUGUUUAUACUUUCACAGUGAAAAUGAAAUGUUGUCGCUGUAACAUGGUUUAACAUGAUUAAGUCAAUUCCUAUUGUUGAAGUUUAUUUUAAGGUCCCACGUGUAAUAAAGCAAGUCAAAUCUUUAUAGCCUUAAUGUA
Molecule: messenger RNA, 1651 nt
Organism: Hypomesus transpacificus
Lineage: Eukaryota; Metazoa; Chordata; Actinopteri; Osmeriformes; Osmeridae
Gene: sys1
Product: SYS1 golgi trafficking protein
Exons: 4
Coding region: 173-643 (156 amino acids)
Biological process (GO): Golgi to plasma membrane protein transport; protein localization to Golgi apparatus; Golgi to endosome transport
Cellular component (GO): trans-Golgi network; Golgi membrane
Source: RefSeq, a predicted model, not a curated record